AUGAUGUGUUGUAAAAGUAAAAAGAGGAUCACAAUGAACUCAUCACAGGUUUCAUAUUUCACACUCACUGCCUACCUUGACAGCGGGGCUCUGAAAUAUUUAUUUUUCAUUGUUGUUGUGUUUUUAUAUGUUUUUAUUAUUGUUGCCAAUGUCUUGGUGAUUGUGGUUAUCUGUGUGAACAGAAGCUUACAUGAACCUAUGUACAUGUUUCUGUGCAGCCUGUUUGUAAAUGAGCUGUAUGGUAGUACAGGGCUGUUUCCAUUCCUCCUGAUUCAGAUCCUCUCUGAUGUUCACACUGUUUCUGCUCCUCUGUGUUUCCUGCAGAUUUUCUGUGUGUACACAUAUGCAAAUUUGCAGCUUAGUAACUUAGCUGUCAUGUCUUAUGACAGAUAUCUUGCCAUCUGCUGUCCUUUACAAUAUCACACACGUAUGAGCCUUAGCAAGGUAUCCCUGCUUAUUGCUCUAACUUGGUUAUGUCCAUUUCUUGCAAUCACUGUUUUGAUUUCUCUGAGCGCUCCUCUGCAGCUGUGUGGAAACAUCAUUAACAAAGUGUACUGUGACAACAACUCCCUUAUUAAACUGUCCUGUUCUGACACCAGAGUCAUUAAUAUCUAUGGAGUCCUCGGUGCUAUUCUUGUAACAGUAUGCUCUGUCUCUUUGAUUUUUUACACCUACAUGAGGAUCCUGAAAGUGUGUUUUUCUGGAUCCAAACAGACCCGACAGAAAGCCGUCAGUACCUGCACACCUCACCUCGCUUCUCUGCUCAACUUUUCAUGUGGUUCCUUCUUUGAAAUUUCUCAAAACAGAUUGAAUAUGGUACAGGUCCCAAUUAUGUUGCAUAUUUUUUUAUCAUUAUAUUGGCUCAUAUGCCCACCGCUCUUUAAUCCUGUACUCUAUGGACUGAAUCUGACCAAAAUCCGAAUCAUAUGUAAAAGUUUAAUCUUGGUAAAAUGUAAAUGCUUGAUGCUGAAACUUAGGCAGGACAGUGCAGUAGGAGACAGGAAAUUUGGAGAGAGUAAGGGGCAAUGA
Archocentrus centrarchus (flier cichlid) is the source of this 1029-nucleotide messenger RNA. Its product is annotated as olfactory receptor 11A1-like. The transcript has a single exon. The coding region runs from base 1 to 1029 and encodes 342 amino acids. Gene Ontology annotation, cellular component: membrane. Lineage: Eukaryota; Metazoa; Chordata; Actinopteri; Cichliformes; Cichlidae. The record is from RefSeq and is a predicted model, not a curated record. Gene Ontology annotation, molecular function: odorant binding; G protein-coupled receptor activity; olfactory receptor activity. Gene Ontology annotation, biological process: G protein-coupled receptor signaling pathway; detection of chemical stimulus involved in sensory perception of smell.